AUGUCGUUAGCGGAGUUUGAUGAGAUCAAGUAUGACCACUCGGUGAAGAGGCUGGACUCGCCAUCGAAGUAUUUGCUGAGGAAAGCGCGCAGGAACCCCAAUGGGUUGAACGAUCUAAGGCAGUCUCUAAAGUCGUCGACCAUUUAUGUUGGUAAUCUAUCAUUCUACACUUCUGAGGAGCAGAUAUAUGAGCUGUUCAGCAAGUGUGGGUUUAUAAAGCGGAUUAUUAUGGGGCUGGACAGGUUCAAGUUCACUCCGUGUGGGUUCUGCUUCAUCAUAUAUAACACGCCGCAGGAAGCGUUGAAUGCGGUGAAGUAUCUCGGGGACACGAAGCUGGACGACAAGAGCAUAACUAUUGACUUGGAUCCCGGGUUCGAGGACGGCAGACAGUUUGGUAGAGGUAAGAGUGGUGGUCAAGUGAGUGACGAGUUGAGAUUCGAGUUUGAUGCCUCCAGAGGUGGCUACGGUGUUCCGUUUGCCGAUCGUGUAGGGACCACGUCGGGUGCCGGCAGAGGGUUCCACGGCCAGCGGUUCAACCAGCACAACGACUACGAGCGUCACCCAGUGCAAUUCCAACCGCAGAACGAAGUGCCAAGCAUGCCUCACCAGAUCACUAGCAAUUUCGGUGAAGUGCACUCCUUUGAGCCUCAGUAUCCACCACAGGAACAAGGUAUGGAAGAGGACGAAGAGGAUAACUAUGUACCGGAGUGA
Nakaseomyces glabratus is the source of this 711-nucleotide messenger RNA. RefSeq names its product nuclear cap-binding protein subunit CBC2 (gene CBC2). Gene Ontology annotation, molecular function: RNA cap binding. Gene Ontology annotation, biological process: mRNA cis splicing, via spliceosome. Gene Ontology annotation, cellular component: nuclear cap binding complex. Lineage: Eukaryota; Fungi; Ascomycota; Saccharomycetes; Saccharomycetales; Saccharomycetaceae. The record is from RefSeq and is a predicted model, not a curated record.